ACUAUUAGUAUAAAUAAAUUAUAAAUAGGAAAGCUCACAAAUUUGUUAUGGAUAUAUGGGAAUUAGGACAUUCAAAACUGGACAGCCCUAAUUCAAUUUUGAUUUCCUUGUUUACAUAUAUUGACCCAUCCACCUCCUCCUCUUUCAUCAAACCGUCCAAAAUUCUGGGGUCUUGUCUGAUCUUUCUCUUAAUUCUUUAUCUCCAACUCUGGGGUCCAAAACCCCCCAUGUUUUGAACAAAUUCAUGUGCCCAAAUCAAAACAGAAUCCAGUUUUUGCAAUGAUGGAAGAACGGGAAGACAGCGAGACAAAGCCACUUCACCAGGAUGCAGGAGGUAGCCAUGUGAGAAGGAUUAACCCCAAGAAAGGUAUUCUGGAAAUGAUGUUAAGACCAAUACAAUGGUUAAGAAUGUUGAGUGAAGAGUUGCAUUGGAGCUUUGUGUUGGGAGUGGUGAUAGUUUACGGAAUCAGUUAGGGUUUUGGUGUUGGCUUGAGCAGAGUUAGCACACGGUACUACAUGAAAGAUGAGCAGAAGGUACAACCCUCUCAAGCGCAGGUCUUGAUUGGGAUAAUUCAUUUUCCUUGGAUUGUUUAGCCUCUUUGGGGCCUCCUUACUGAUGUUGUCCCCAUUCUUGGUUACCGGAGACGGCCUUAUUUAAUUUUUGCUGGUAAAUUAUGAAUAACCGAAGCCAUAAUUUUUCUUUUUUCCUUUUUGGUUAUUUAUUAUUGGAUUUUUUUUAAUCUUCUUGUUCAUGGCGUCCUGUUACCUGAAUUUUAGUUUCUGAUGGGUAAUGGAUAUAUCAUGGAAUCUUUCCAACUUCUUUUUAUAAUCCGGCGUAGACAAAAGAAGGAAAAUAAGAGCAAAGAAAGAGUAUGGAAGAUAGAAAACCCGGUGUACCUUAUUAUAUAUGAUCAGUGCAAUUUUUUGACAGAUUUAUUUAUGAUUAUUUCAGGGUUUCUUGGUGUGAUCUCAAUGCUAAUUCUAUCACUCCAUAAGAAUCUGCAUCUUGGAUUUGCCUUGUUAUCCCCGGUGGCAGGAAGUGCUGGUAUUGCAAUUGCUGAUGUGGCUAUUGAUGCCUGUGUCACACAACAUGCUAUAAGUCAUACUUACCUUGCUGGUGAUAUGCAGAGCUUGUGUGGGAUGAGCUCUUCUAUUGGAGCAUUGUUAGGACUCUCGCUUAGUGGCUUCUUUGUUCACCUAGUUGGAGCCAAGGGUGUAUUUGGGUUGCUUGCAAUCCCUGCUAGCCUAGUUGUUUUGGUUGGAAUCUUGUUGAGAGAAUCCCAAGUGCGCAACUUUGCUUAUAGAAGAGUAAAGGAGAAAAUUGUAGAUGCUAGCAAGGUUAUGUGGACAACACUGAAAUGCCGGGAUGUUUGGCGACCGUGUUUAUACAUGUAUUUGUCUCUUGCACUAGGCUUACAUAUCCAUGAAGGGAUGUUCUACUGGUAUACAGAUGCAAAGGAGGGUCCAUCUUUCUCACAGGAAGUUGUUGGAUCCAUCUUCUCUGUUGGUGCCGUGGGCUCUCUUUUUGGGGUCCUUCUGUACCAAAACUUUUUGAAAAACCAUCCUUUUCGUGAUAUACUUUUUUGGGCCCAGCUGUUGCAUGGUGUUUCUGGAUUGCUGGAUUUGGUAUUGGUGUUGCGUAUAAAUUUGAAACUUGGUAUGCCAGAUUAUUUCUUUGUGGUGGUUGAUGAAGCAGUUUCUCGUAUGAUUGGGCGUAUUAAAUGGAUGCCUUUUCUCGUACUUAGCUCCAAGCUUUUCCCAUCUGGUAUAGAAGGCACUUUCUUCGCUCUAAUCAUGUCAAUUGAUCAAAUAGGAUUGCUUUCAUCAGCCUGGUCAGGAGGCCUAGUGCUCCACAUGUUGAAUGUUACACGUACACAAUUUGACAACCUUUGGAUAGCCAUUGUUAUCCGGAGCCCGUUAAGACUUAUUCCAAUCGGGUUCCUAUUUUUGAUGCCUAGAAGUGAUCCCAACUUGUCCAUCCUUCCAUCUGAGAUGUUGAGGACAAAAAGGGGCAAUGAUGUACUUGAACCUGAGAAUAUUGAAAUGGCUACUCUUGUCAAUAGCAUCUGACUUGAACCUGGGCCGGUAUUUAAGGAAUAACCUCUCCAAAAGUGAACAUCGUUUUUCUUGUUGGGAAGUUAUUGUAACAAUUAUCUUUUAGAAUGUUUGAGUACUUAGACAUGCAAGGACGUCUUCCUUUUUGUCCCUAUGCAGUAUUAUGUUUCCGGAGGUAUGGUUGCCUUUGAAUCAUUUGCUGAAGCAUCUGAACCUAUGCUCAAGGGAGUUCAUAUUAUCUGGAAAUUCUGGCUUUACUCAGUUGCCACUUUGCCUGUAGCAUUGGAAAUGCAGAGUCCGGACAGUUUCUAGGUAUGUUGCAGGUCCUCUCUCCAUCUGUCUCUCACUCUCUGCUUCAACUUAAUUGAUUGCAUCUGACCUCUGAUUCUAGUGGUUAAGUGUGUAUUGUAUACUAUGUGCAUUUCGGCUAAAAUGGCAAUGGAAUUAGUUACAUUGUCAAUGCUUUGUCAGAGACACAAACUGAUUUACACACUGAAAAUCUUUCUUCAUACAUUGAAAUAAAUAGUACAAGGAUAUUCAUUUAACAUGAAAAUUAAACUCUUGCCUCUGCUGUGGAAGUAGUGUUAUUUCUGGCAAUAGCUGCCAACCCCCCCAACCCCCAUUUUUAACA
This is a messenger RNA of Gossypium raimondii (Peruvian cotton), 2686 nucleotides long. RefSeq names its product probable folate-biopterin transporter 3. The transcript has 4 exons. The record is from RefSeq and is a predicted model, not a curated record. Lineage: Eukaryota; Viridiplantae; Streptophyta; Magnoliopsida; Malvales; Malvaceae. Bases 784 to 2070 code for a protein of 428 amino acids.